UCCGCAGGUAGCAUGGUCGUAAAAACGUGGAUAAGUAUGGACCAAAACCCUUAAACCUGAACCUCGGGGGCAGACGCUUUUCUAGCAACUUUCCUCUAAAAUUAUGUCGAUUUUCCUUAUAGCUGGUCUUCACUCCACCUCCUUUCAUUUUUAUGGUUUUAUUUACUUAUUUUCUGUCUCCUAUUUCAUGGAAUCUCAGAUACACGCUACAACAUGGAAGGCGUAUUUAAUUACAACACUGCACAGUAAACUCUUCCAUCGCAGCGCGGCGGAGACACAAGCCUGGAGUGGCGCUAGUGAGUAACUACAGCGUCGAUUUGAGUACUGCAAACUGCUGCUGACAGUGUAAGGCGCCAUUAGUGCAAAACGCGACGCGGCGGCGAGCGAGGAAGGGCGCGUGCAGACCACAGACCAUCGCCGUGCCGUGAAGGGCGAGGGUGAGCCACCGAGGAGACAGGAGUACUGAAGGUGGGGUCUCUGCCAUGCACCGCCAACAGAUGACUGCACUGCUCCCAUACUCCAAGUAGCGUUGACUGAGUUCUUCUUUUCGUCUUCCGCGCUAACCCACAAGCAGCACCUCCGGGAGUGUUGCCUGGUGGUGCUCCUUCCGUUGACAGCGGGGCGAAGAUGGCACGCAGGUCGCAGCCAUCGUGGGCGAGGGCGCGUCACCUCACCACCAGGACCGUCAUGUUCUCCACGGUGACAGUGGCGCUGCUGUAUUGUGCGCUGCUCAUGGACGGGGCUCAAUCCCCAGGAAAACCGCCCUGGCUGGAGCUCAACACCUGCUCGCCGAGGAACAACGUCGCCUUUCUCAAAACCCACAAGUGUGCGUCCUCCGCCAUCCAGAACAUUCUCUUCCGCUAUGGCGACAAACACAACCUCUACUUCGCACUGCCGGAAAGAGGGAACUACUUCGGCGGCGGAAAACACCCCUUUAAGGCCUCCAUGGUCCAGUCCUCGCCCCUCAACAAGGUGACGCCCAAUAUCUUCGCAGUUCACUCCAAAUGGGACUACGAGGAGGUGAAAAAAACGAUGCCUGAAGACACUUCCUUCUUUACCAUCGUCAGGGAACCCACGGCUCUCUUCCAGUCCCUCUUCGAUUUCACCAUGAGGGAGGACGUGCUGGGGCUGACACUGGACCAGUACGUGAAGCAGGUGGGCUUCGCACAAGACAGAAGCUUCGGCUACUUGGGCUACAACCAGAUGUCCUGGGACUUCGGGAUGUCGCUGGAGGACAUGGACAACCUUACUGCCGCCCAUGAACUGGUGCGGCACGCAGACGCGCAGUUCGGGCUGGUGCUGGUGGCGGAGCGGAUGGACGAGUCGCUGGUGUUGCUGGCCAAGUACAUGUGCUGGGAGCUGCGCGACGUGCUGGUGCUGCGGGUCAACUCCCUCAGGGACGAGUUCAAGUCUUCCAUCAGUGAGGAGUCGCGGCAGGCGCUGCAGCAGAGGCUCGCCCCGGACUACCUGUUGUACAACCACUUCCUGGAGAAGUUCGACCAGCAGGUGGAGGCGUUCGGGCGGCGCAGGAUGGCGGCGGAGGUGGCCAGGCUGCGGGAGCUGAUGGCGCUGCUCGUCAGCAAGUGUAACUUCGUUAGGAAGGAAGCCUCGGGUCUCACGGGGAGGCAGAAGCCGAGGUCGUAUAAGGUGGACGGCUUCGUGGCAGCGCGAGGUGGAGAGGCGUGCGGGCUGUUCACCAUAGCAAAUCCAAUUUAUCUUGACCUUCUGAAGGAGAAGCAACGCAGGGAACUCCUCAACGGGACACAACAGGCUCCCAGCAGAUAACAGAUGCACAGCUGGAUAACAGAUAAUAGACAGACUACUACAUUUUGAACAUUUGAACAGUUUAUCCAUAGACUGUAACAAAAAUGGCAAAUAAUAACAGUGAAUAAUAAUGGCAUGAAAACGUGUCUAGCAUUUUUGAGGCCAAAACUUUUCAGGAGCAACAUAUACAUAUUAAUAAUAAUAAUGAUAAUAAUAAUAAAAAUAUUAAAUAGCCAA
Scylla paramamosain (green mud crab) is the source of this 2001-nucleotide messenger RNA. Its product is annotated as galactose-3-O-sulfotransferase 4-like. Lineage: Eukaryota; Metazoa; Arthropoda; Malacostraca; Decapoda; Portunidae. Gene Ontology annotation, biological process: glycolipid biosynthetic process. The transcript has 9 exons. Gene Ontology annotation, cellular component: membrane. Gene Ontology annotation, molecular function: galactosylceramide sulfotransferase activity. The record is from RefSeq and is a predicted model, not a curated record. Bases 628 to 1785 code for a protein of 385 amino acids.